UCCUCUCUGGUCCACUACACCGUCUCAGAUGAUCCUCUCCCCCGGCCAGACUCGUCUCCCUCCUCCGGCGGUUUAACGGUUCUUCAUCAUGCUAAACUCGACGUCGUGAUGUCCGUUCAUAUAGACGCAGCGGCCGAAAUGACCGUUAGGAAAAGAAGUGACCGUUAGGGAAGAAGUGACCGUUAGGAGAGAAGUGACCGUUAUGGACGUGUCAAAGAUGGUAGAUCGUGUUAUCUGUUUACACUCCGUCUGAACUCAACACAGAUGUGCAGGUCAAAACAGCAGGCUCCGAGGACGAAAUGAUGCCAUCAUCACCGCGGUGACAGCUUUGAGCGAAGCAGGGCCUGAUCAUGGGAGACAGAAGGAGGUCACCAUGUGCAGAAAUCUCUCCAAAUAUGCCCUCAUCUUCCUCUUCUUAGCACUGUCUGGCCUCAUCUUCCUGCUGCGCAACAUCCAGACGGUGGAGAACUGGAACUGCCACACUAUUUCAGCCCUCAACCAGCUCCAGAACAGGAUCCAAUCAUCCUUCAACCCAGUGAAUCUGCCUACUUUUUACCACAACCGCACCUUCUGCGCCCAUCUGGGCCAGAAACCUUCCCCUGAAGAUGAGCUGGAAGAGCGUUACCUGUUGGACUCUAUCGCCUGGCCCGAGCCUCCGCCUCACUCCGCACAGAUCAUCCUGCGCCAGACGAGCGACCCCGUGCACAGCCUGUUCGCCAUCCUCCCCACCGAGGGAGGAAGGGAGUGGCACGUGGGCGACCAGCUGGAAGUCCUCGUCCAAAUGCACGACUUCCAGGGUCGCCCCAAGCACUACGGUGGGGAUUUCCUUUUGGCCAGACUGCACACCCCAGAGCUCGGAGCAGGUGUAGCGGGUAAGGUGGUGGACCACAGAAAUGGAUUUUAUUCUGCUCUGUUCCCGCUCCUCUGGGAAGGGUCCGCACAGGUCGAGGUCACGCUGGUGCACUCGAGCGAGGCCGUGGCUGUGCUGCAACGUCUGAGGGAGGAAAGGCCGGAUCGGGUGUUUUUUAAGAGCCUGUUUCGCUUGGGCUUCCUGUCUGAAACCACUGUCUGCAACAUGUGCCUGCCCCCAGAUCAGCAUCAUCCUCUGUGCAACUACACAGACCUUUACACAGGCGAACCCUGGUACUGCUACAAGCCCAAGGUGCUCAGCUGUGACACCAGAAUCAACCACGCCAAAGGAGGCUACCUGAAACACCUCAUCACCAACAAAGAAGCAUUACUGUUCCAGAGCGGCGUAAACAUAAAAGUUCACAUACACGCUUCAGGAGCCGACAGAAUCAAUGUGCUGCCCCCCAGGAAAGAUAAAGUAGAGGUAGAAAGCAGCAGUAAUAAGCCAGAACCUAAUAAGCUAGCACCGUCUGGAUAUUACUACGAGGACUCAUGGAGGCCGUUAGGCGGCGUUACAAUGCGCCAGUUCAAUGAAUCAUCUGCCAUCGCUCAGUGUUUGAAGAACAAGGUGAUCAACAUGUACGGAGACUCCACCGUCAGGCAGUGGUUUGAGCACCUCAUUGCUUUUGUACCAGAGUUAAAGGAGUUCAACCUGCACAGUCCGAAGAAUGUUGGACCUUUCAUGGCGGUGGACAGCACCCAUAACAUUCUCCUGAGGUACCGUUGCCACGGUCCGCCCAUCCGCUUCUCCACCGUCAUGUCCAGCGAGUUGCGGUACAUUUCCAAUGAGCUGGACGGCCUCCCCGGGGGUCCCAACACCGUCGUGGUCCUCAGCAUUUGGGCCCAUUUCAGCACCUUUCCCGUGGAGGUGUACAUACGACGGCUCCGUCACAUCAGGCGGGCGCUGUUGCGACUCCUGGACCGAGCGCCCGGGACGAUCGUUGUGAUCCGCUCGGCCAACCUCCAAGCCCUGGACCAAGAGGUGAGCCUGUACAACAGCGACUGGUACUCCCUGCAGCUGGACGAGGUGCUCAGGGCCAUGUUCAAGGGACUAAACGUUCUGCUGGUGGACGCCUGGCAAAUGAGUUCAGCUCACCACCUUCCUCACGCCCUCCACCCACCUCCAGUCAUCGUCAAGAACAUGAUAGACAUGCUUUUGUCGUACGUUUGCCCGGAGAAGAAGAAGGGCCGGCAGCCAUGGAGGAAUCAUAAUUAAACUGAGUUUACUGCGUGAAUCCAUCAAAUUCCCAAAACUGAAGCAUCCUCCAAAGGUACACACCCUUUAAAUACAGACAUCUCAUACUCUAUGUUUACUUGCUUAUUACGGGGCGCCUGUGGCUCGGAGGUAGAGCGGGUCUUCCACCAAUAAGAAGAUCGGCGGUUCGAUCCCCUCCCGUCUGCAUGUCGAAGUGUCCUUGGGCAAGAUACUGAACCCCAAAUUGCUCCCGAAGGCCGUGCCAUCGGUGUGUGAAUGUGUACGAAUGGUUAGCUUCUCAAACCGAUGAGCAGUUAUAUAAGUAUUUACCAUUUUUAUUACAUUUACUUUGGCACGGUGAUUGUUCCUGCACCUGUUUUUGUUGCCAAAGUGUUCGAUUUGUUUCGGUGUGAACUUUCAUUACAUUUGUUUAUUAGUUUUGCCAAAGCUGAAAACUCAAUGUGAUUUUCCUCAGGCUGUUCAGUGUUAACACAGUGUUUAAAGAUGUGUUCUUACCACAUGCUGACCGCAGGUACUAGUACGUACCUGGACUUGUCUGGAUCCACACCUUUGAAUCCACCCACUCGGCUUUUGCAAUACUCUCUAACAUGAGGCAGCACAUUGGACUACAUUGUUCAAACACAUCCACACGUGUGCCAAAUGUCGUUUUAACUCACCAAAUCACCGCAAAAGUCAAGACAUAGCAGGUCCAACCAACUUCGUGACAAUGGAGAAACCUUCUCGUGGUCGUCUGCUGCAACAUGAGUUUAGAUAGUUAGUGUGCUUCAUAGUGCAAAGCACAAGGCACACCUUGUUCACCAUACUUCUUCUUAUUCUUCUGUAUGUUUUUCAGUGUGCUACUCCUCGGGCAGUUACAAAAAGCGUAUCGAAGCAUUUCAACCAAACAGUUUUCGAGAAAAUCGCCAAAAAGCAGCAGAUAAACUGCUCCCAUGGCCACAUAUUUCACUCUACAGUCACAAAUUUAACAUCAAAAUGUAAGAACAUUUGUGCUGGUCGCUCAGAUAAAACGUCCCAACUGCCUCAUUUACUCCCACAUUCACCAAGAGCAGAGAUUUCCGGAGGACUUCUUUCCCCCACCCUAUUGCGGAACGUAUCAUUCGUAUGCGCUACAAAGAGAAAACGUGCCUAUCUGUGUAAUUCUGUCUGUCGCUGACGACGAUCAGAGGCUCACUCGUGACCUAUAAGA
Larimichthys crocea (large yellow croaker) is the source of this 3311-nucleotide messenger RNA. It is a transcript of the gene nxpe3, whose product is annotated as neurexophilin and PC-esterase domain family, member 3. Bases 374 to 2125 code for a protein of 583 amino acids. Lineage: Eukaryota; Metazoa; Chordata; Actinopteri; Sciaenidae. The transcript has 7 exons. The record is from RefSeq and is a predicted model, not a curated record.